UAUAUUCGAUGAUUGGUCAACGGCUAUCUUGUGGAGAAGUGACGCAAUUUUCUUGGCCACAUCCGAAGUCAGAGGGAGGGUAAAUUUUAAUGGCAGUCACUGGCGCUGUAAAAUAAAAUAAGUCCGGAAUCUGGGAGGAAUUCAUGACAAUUUCGGUUAUCAAUGUAGCUCUUUAAACGCGUGUUUUUCCUGGUACAUCUGCGUCGUAUUUGUAAACGGUAGCUAUCGUUGUUUCACGAAGUUAAGGCUUGUUUUGUGCGAUUACAGUACGCCGGAGUCAGACUAGGCCCAGCCGGGUGCAGAAGAAGCGGUCCCACUGAGUUGAGAGAGGUGUGUUUUCGGUGUUUUAAAGCGCAUUUCGGACCAUAUCUUGUUUUAAUAUGUAACUAGGUACCUAAUUUUGAGAGAUGCAUUUCGACACCUUUUUGUUACAGAAAAUAACAUCUUUAACGUUGCAUUUGCUGGCUAGCAAACGUUUAACGCGUUAGACAUGUAAACAUCGCUAGCUACAGUUAGCAGUUACGUUAGCUAAGUACUAUACAUAGCUAAUGCUGGUCUUUUUCUUACAUUGGCCCAGUCAGCGGUGUCAUGAGUUGAGCGUUACUAGUUGGCCAGUGAGCUUGCUACGCAACAUCGCGCCUAUGUUUAAUUUCAAUGUGUAACUAGUUAGCUGGUUAACUAGCUGUUAACGUUACUAGUGCUGACAAUAUCAUAGAUUGAGAUCAGUGUUGAAAGGAAACGUUAGCUAACUAGAGCUGGAUAGCUAUCUAGCCGAAUAAACUAACAUUGCUUGAGCUUAGUCGGCUAAUUAGAUGCUGUAGGUAGCUACUGUGGUUUUAGUGAAUCCAUCAUUGCAAUGACCCCCAUCACACCUAAUUUAUUAGCAACGUAAUCUCGAACCUCAGCGGCAGAGCUAAAGCGGAUAGCUAGUCGUUUGAUUUAAUCAGCUACUACAUUAUAAACUGUAUUCAGGGAAAAACAACAUCCAAUCUAUUUUGCAGAGAAUAUGUAACAUACAUCAACAUGACAUCCAGAUUUGGUAAAACCUACAGCCGUAAGGGAGGGGAGGCCAACUCCAAAUUUGAUGAGGUCUUCUCCAACAAGAAGGCCACACUGAGCACCAAAUGGGGAGAAACCACUUACAAGGCCCAGCUGGGCUCCAAGCGGCCCCUUCAAAAGCCUGAGGUAGUCGAGUUACUCAAGAGGCCCCGCAUUGAGGAUGAUGACAGCUCAGAGGAUCCUUUUGGUUUUGACAGCGACGAUGAGUCCAAUCCUGUCACCUCCCACAGUGUGCCCCAGUCUGAACCAGCUGAAGGUGAGGCCAGUAAUACGCCACCUGCUACAACCACAGUCCCAGUGGAUAACAGUAGGAACAGCACAGCUACAGGCAAGCAAACAUUGUCUAAUGAGGGUGCAGAAAAGAGUAGCCAGUCCUUGUACAGAAGUAAAUCGGACAGUAACCAGAAGCCUAUUGCUCAGUCCUCUGUUACAAAGACUGUGCCCAAGGACCCCUAUGUGGAAUGGAGCUUAAUAGGGACCCAGAGGUCUUCUACCUCCUCCACUAGUAUGGACCCUCUCCAGGAAAAAGACUCAGCUGAGGCACCAGGGUUUAGCGGAGACUCACAGUUCUCUUCUUCCCAGGAUGGGCUCUCAGCUGGGAUGAAAAGUGCUCAACAGGAGGCCCCGGCCGAGCCUGUUGUUGACAACCUUCCCCCCUCCCCGUUCCUCCUCAGGCCCUGCAACACUAGGAAAUACAUCCGUCCCAAACCCAACAAGGCCUCUGACGUUCCAGAUGCUUCUACUGCUUGCGACGUCAAACUGCCUGUAGCCGCCAGCGUUCGGGCUGCACUGAAGUCCAACAGUGUGUCCGUUGCCAGCGGUAGCGGCGGUGCUAAUGCUAGCACAACGGUGGCCAAACCUGCUGGCAGGGGUCGGGUACGGGACUACACGGUGCUGCAUCCAUCCUGCCUGUCGGUGUGUAACGUCACCAUCCAGGACUCCAUAGAGCGCAGCAUGGACGAGCUCAUCACCAGCACACCCCCUACUGACCUGGGGGAGGUGGGACGGCUGAGGAAGAAGGCAGACGUACCUCCAGCCAAACCCAACAGGUUCCGCACCACCCAGAGUAAAUCCAAGAAGGAGACCAAGCUGGAAUUUUUCGGCUUUGAGGACAAGGGUGACCAGGAGGGGGAGGAUGGUGCGGACCCCACGGCCGGCGGCAGCAGCUACAAGAUCAAGUACUUUGGCUUUGACGACCUCAGCGAGAGCGACAGCGACGAAGAGGAUGGCACCCAUGUCAAAGUGAAGAGGAAGGCCAAGGAGGCUGCAGCAGUGGCGGUAGCAGCCAUGGCUGUUAGUGUGCAUAGCCCUCAGCCCAGCGACUCUCAGGACAGCCAGAGCAGCAGCAAUACAGAUAUUCUGGAGUUUUCUGAUGACUCUAACUUUGGUGGGUCUGAAGAGCAGAAGGGUCGUUCAGGAAAACAAGGGGACACAUCCAAGGACAUUGGCAGGAAGAUCUUCAGUGGACCAAAAAAGUCCCCUGCUAAAGCUGUGUACAAUGCUCGCCACUGGAACCAGCCUGAGCCUGAGGAGAUUCCCCUGCCACCCCUUGCCUGCGCACACACUGCUCCGGCCAGCAUAUCGAGCGGAAGUAGCAAGGACACCAAUUCUCACAAAGACGACGGUCUGUUCAAAGCGCCUCCCCCACCGCCCAAAGUCAUCAAGUCUGUGACCAUCCCCACUCAGCCUUACCAGGACAUCGUCACAGCUCUCAAAUGCAGGAAGGAACACAAGGAGCUGUACACGGUUGUGCAUAAUGUGAAGCACUUCAACGAUGUGGUAGAGUUUGGUGAAAACCAGGAGUUCACUGAUGACUUUGAGUACCUGGAGACAGGCCUGAAGAGCAGCCAGCCACUCAACACACGAUGCCUUAGUAUAAUCAGUCUAGCCGCAAGGUGUGCAAUGCCCAGUUUCCGGAUGCACCUACGGGCCAGAGGGAAGGUGGCUCAGGUCUUCAAGAUGUUGAAUGAUGCCCCGCUGCAUCCGAACCUGGCCCUGUGUACGGCCUCUCUGAUGUACAUCCUAAGCAGAGACAGGUUAAACAUGGACCUGGACCGGGCCAGUCUGGAGCUGAUGAUCAGACUGUUGGAGCUGGAGCACGACCACUCGGGCCACCACCAGGACCAGCUCACUGCCAAGGAGAUGACCAAGGUCAAGGAGAAGAUCCGCAAGCUAUGUGAGACGGUUCACAACAAGCACCUGGACUUGGAGAACAUCACGUCGUGUCACCUGGCCAUGGAGACCCUGUUGUCUCUGACCUCGAAGAGGGCCGGGGACUGGUUCAAAGAGGAGCUGCGCUUACUGGGAGGCCUGGACCACAUUGUAGAUAAAGUGAAAGAAUGUGUUCAGAACCUGAGCCAAGAGGAAGACAAGGAGAAGCUGGUGUCAUCGCUAUGGGGGGCAGAGAGGUGUCUAAGAGUACUGGACAGUGUGACUGUCCAGAACCCAGAGAACCAGGGCUACCUGAUCGCCUACAAGGACUCUCAGCUCAUAGUGUCCUCUGCCAGAGGUUUGCGGUACUGUGAGGACAUGAUUCAGCGCUACAGCCGGGAGGUGAACAGCUCUCUGUGUUCGUCAGGCACGGCGCUGCCCCACUGCAGCUUCAGCAACGUGGGCAAGGCCGUUGAGGACUGCAUGAGGGCAGUCAUAGGGGUGCUACUCAAUCUCACCCACGACAAUGAGUGGGGAAGCACUAAGACUGGAGAGCAGGACCGGCUCAUCAUCACAGCACUCAACUGUGUCCUACGGGUCCCACGCUACAUACCUCAGGAACAACGCUUUGACAUCAGAGUCCUGGGCUUGGGUCUGCUGAUUAACCUGGUGGAGUACAGUGCCAGAAACCGCCACUGUCUGGUGGACAUGGAGUUCACCAGUUCAACCAGCCCUGAAGGCAUCCAGGGAGAGGCAGGGGGAGAAGAGACCCAGACCCCUGAAGGCAUCCAGGGAGAGGCAGGGGGAGAAGAGACCCAGAACCCUGAACAAUUCCUAGCCUCCACAGAUCCAGCUACAGCAGCCCUUACAGAGGGUGAGGCUGAGAAGAAGACCAAGGGCUCCUCUUCAAGUGCCCUGGCUGCUCUGGUGCAGUUCUUCUUGGAGCGGGAGCGAGCAGCCAUAUUGGCUGAGGCGCAGACUGAUGACCUCAUCAGCGAACCUCCCAAGCCCCAGGACCAGAGCGGGGAGUGGCAGGAGACAUCGGGCGAGAUCCAGUGGGUCGCUGCAGAAACCAACGACGGUGAGAAUGACAAGGAAAAGGACACAAAGAAAGACGAAGAAGACGAGGAGCUGGAUCUCAACAAAGCUCUGCAGCAUGCUGGGAAGCACAUGGAGGACAGCAUUGUGGCUUCCUACACAGCUCUGCUCCUGGGUUGUCUAUGUCAGGGCAGUCAGGUUAAUGUGACAACUGUGCGGGAAAACCUUCCCAAGGGAGAUUUCUCAAUAAUGACAGAAAUGCUGAAGAAGUUCUUAAAUUUCAUGAACCUUACUUGUGCAUUUGGCACCACAGGGCAUAAGUCCAUCUCUCGUGUCAUAGACUAUCUGGACCACUGUUAGUGAACUCUUCUUUGCACUCUUGAGUGCAGAUAAGGGGACAUCUUUUCAGAUCUGGCAACCCAACAAGGGUCCCACCAGAUCUGGCAACCUUAGCAAGGUUAUGUCAGAUGUGGCAUCCCCAGCAGGACGGGCUGUACAGAGAAUCCACCAGAGAUCAUCGGUGUCCCAACAGUGUCCCCGGCAUUGCUUCAACAUGUGUUCUCAUUCUGAAGAACAAGACACACACCACACGAACACAAUGGACUGUGAUGGUUGUAGAAAAGGGAAGGGAACUGUAGAAAGCCCCGCUAAAUUUCAGUUCUGAUUAUGACCAUUUGCAUAAGCUCGCGGUCAAGUUGAAAUCUUCUGGAGUUUUCUUCAAUGCUUGUUUAAGUUAUUCUCACAAGGUCAUGUAAUGUAACAUCAUUCUACAUUUUAAGAAAUCAUCAGUUCAGGAUGACUGAUGUUAUUUAAGUAUUUGUUUUUAAAUAAUGGCACUUGAAUACUUUAAAAAAAUUGUUUUACUCAUUGCCCUUCCAAAUUUGACUUUACAGUCAAACUGAGUUUUGUGUUUUAAAUUUGCAAUUGGUCGUUUUUAUGAUUGUGGUUAUGCUGUGUGAGAUGCUUCAAGUCUCUACAGUUCCUUACCUUUUACAUGUUCCACCUAACACAUCACUUGAAGUGGCUGGAUAUAUUAACUGCUGUUUGUACGGUUUUCAUCACACUCCCAGAAACCCUGGUAAACCGGACUAACAUUAAUAAUAACCAAACCUCGGCCAACUGGCAUAAUCCUCAUUGAACAUUGUUGUUUGCCCAUACUGUGGGUGUCAGUGGUGGUUAGUGGCACUUUAAAUGAAGACGGUCUCAUGGUAAUGGUUGGAAUGGCCACACGUUUGGUACCAUUCCAUUCACUCCAUCCAUUACUACGAGCCGUUCUCCCCUCACCAGCCUCCUCUAGUGGGCAUUGUAUCUUACCACUUCAAGUAGCGCUGAUCCAGAACCAAGCCCAGGGUUCACCACCUGGUCCUGGACAGGGGGUGCAGGUUGCAUCCAGCCCUGCAGUAAUUAUCAAAAGCCUGCACACCUAGUACCCUGCGUUGGUGAUCCCUGUCCUAACCCCAACCCCCCUAGGCACCCCCAAGUCUGUGAGCACUGGAUAGUAAAAUGGUGACAAUUCUACCUAGUUUAUCGGAGGGAAAAGUGAAGUAACUACCAUACUGCUUAUACCUAUCCUUUCCGAUCUGCUUGUGGUGGUAGCCUCUGGACAGGGCUGUAGGUAGUGUUUCUUUACUGCCCCUUGUGUCUUAAGUCAUCAUGUUGGACAUGACCUUCCUACUCUGAGCGGUGAACCAGUACCCCUAAACCUCCUUUCAGCUACUCUAACUAGUCCUGUGCUCCAAUAAGAUACUGAUUGAAUGACUGCCAUACAGAUUUCAUUUGGCUCUGAUUUGUAGAGCUGCAAUUGAACAGACAUGUUACCUGCAAGUUGAGUUGCAAAUCUAGGAUGUAUUCAUAAUGACGAUUCUGUUGCAAAAUGUUUUUACAAACAAAACAAGGGUUUCUAUUGGACAAAUUCAGUUAGGUCCGUUCCGUUUUUCUGUUUGCUUCCGUUUGGUUGUUAAACGGUUUCUAUAAUGAAAUGAAUUUCAGAAUGUAAACACCUGUAAAUAGUGGUUAGUGGAUGUUAGAAUGCUAGACUACUUUUCUGAAGCUGAUUAUUUUUAUUUUCUACAAUAUUUCUGAGUUGUCAUUUUGAAGUAAAAGCAAAAAAAUACAAAGACCGCUGCAGGACGGAAAAAGUUUGUACCGGUUUUGAGGACGUUGUCUUUGAUUACAUGUAAAUAAUUGUAACUCAAAUAUAAAGUUACUUUCAGUACACCACUG
Molecule: messenger RNA, 6471 nt
Organism: Oncorhynchus tshawytscha (Chinook salmon)
Lineage: Eukaryota; Metazoa; Chordata; Actinopteri; Salmoniformes; Salmonidae
Product: wings apart-like protein homolog
Exons: 20
Coding region: 1024-4608 (1194 amino acids)
Biological process (GO): regulation of chromosome condensation
Source: RefSeq, a predicted model, not a curated record